This is a messenger RNA of Pyrus x bretschneideri (Chinese white pear), 1669 nucleotides long. Its product is annotated as protein DOUBLE-STRAND BREAK FORMATION. The transcript has 5 exons. The record is from RefSeq and is a predicted model, not a curated record. Gene Ontology annotation, biological process: meiotic DNA double-strand break formation. The coding region runs from base 688 to 1446 and encodes 252 amino acids. Lineage: Eukaryota; Viridiplantae; Streptophyta; Magnoliopsida; Rosales; Rosaceae.
GUUCGGAGAUGCAUAAGCGGUCCGUAUGGUGUUUGUUUUGCUUAAAACUUUUGUCGAUGCAAGCAACUGCAGCCCUUUUCCCUCUAUUUUGUGUUUGCCGAGUGUUCAUCUUAUUGGUUGUUAGUGCUCGGUUCUAUGUGGACAACAAAACUCAUACCACAUCUUAUGGUUGUUACUGCUCGGCACGUCGGCGACUCAACGCAGGCCCUCGGCCCCAUCUUAUGGUUUUUUAUUAUAUCGGUUGCAUUUUUUCUGAUCGAAUUUAAGACGUUUCAUUUAUAAAGGGGAAAGAGUAUUGUAAGCUUGUAGCAUUGCGACGGUUUAUAAAAUAUAUUUCAGCGAUGAGUCAAAAACCCGUAAACUUACUUUUUUCGGAUUUUGACUUUCAAUUUGGUUGUGAAUAAUCUAAUAUUUUAAAAUGUGCCAAUACGAGUAAUGAAAAGUAACAUAAAAUGUUUUUUUUAUUUAAAUAUAAGCAACAUUUUUACUACCCUAUCAAGAGUGGAUAAUUCGAAUAUGGAGCAAGUUGAAAAGAAACGGAAAAUCGACAGUUGACGGCAAAUGAGAUUUCGCCUCGUUUCUUUGAUAAGUGGGCCUUUAUUUUAAAGAUUCAAGGCCCAUUACGGCCCAUCUUAUGUUCAUAAAUCCCUCUCAAAUUGAAAUUCAGAGAACCAUUUUGCCGCCCAAAUGUCAGAGCUCUUUCGAUCGCUUGUCCUGAACAGAAGGUUUGAUAACGCGACGCUACGAGUAUUGGAAUCAGCAUUGGUUUCGAAGGACGUAAAGUCGUCGAUGGAAGUCAGGUCCGGCUUCAGGCAGUUCAUGAAAUCUGAAUCCCUCUCUGUUCUGCGAGAAACUGCAGAGAAAAAUGUGGAGGAGAAGCUUCUGGUUCUCGAGUUUCUUGUUCGCGCUUUCGCACUAGUAGGCGAUGUUGAGAGUUGUUUGGCUUUGAGAUAUGAGGCAUUGCUUUUGCGGGACGUCAAAUCUUCGACGAAUCCGUGGCUACAAGUUUCUUAUACGGAAUGGCUGAAUUUUGCUCACCAGUCAAGAGAUAGUGGUUUCUAUUCAGUUGCAGGAAAGGCAUGUGAACAUGCAUUGGAUUGCAUUAAGAGGAAAUCUACUGAAGACCGUAAAACAGAUGAAGUUAACGUUAUGAAGAAAUCUACUGAAGACCCAAAAACAGAUGAAGUCCUCGAAAGUGUGCAAGCAAUUGAAAAGAUAAAGAGACUCAAGGAUUGUGCCAUGGCAUCUGCUUCUUCCCACUCUGUUCAAGCGCAGACGGCAGACUACUUGAAAAAGAGACUAAAGGAGAAGAGCACGGAGCGUCCUUUAGAUUUCAAGGAGCCAAAAUGUGUAGCAAGCACUUUGUUCCGAAAUGGAAUCAGAAGGCGGAAUCUACGAAAAUUGAACAUGAGUCGAAGCUUGCUGGGGAUGACUAAUGAAUCAUAGCCUAGUCCUUGUGCUCGUGGAUUCUAUUUGCAGCCUAGAAGGGAACCCUGAAGUUUGAUUUAGAGGUGCUUGUGUGCACCAAGUGCCUGAAUAUCUUAAUCAUAACAAAGAUAAGAUCUACAAUCACAACAAUAACAAUUGGUCUCAUGUAGUAUGUCUUACAUUGACAUUGUAGCUGUCAAACUACAGUAACAAGGGGCGGACUUGUAGCUUAUGUGGUUAA